Molecule: messenger RNA, 2233 nt
Organism: Oxyura jamaicensis (ruddy duck)
Lineage: Eukaryota; Metazoa; Chordata; Aves; Anseriformes; Anatidae
Gene: POU1F1
Product: POU class 1 homeobox 1
Exons: 7
Coding region: 1-993 (330 amino acids)
Biological process (GO): regulation of transcription by RNA polymerase II
Molecular function (GO): RNA polymerase II cis-regulatory region sequence-specific DNA binding; DNA-binding transcription factor activity, RNA polymerase II-specific
Source: RefSeq, a predicted model, not a curated record
AUGGACAUGCUUUCAACAGUUUGGGGGAAAAAGAACAAGUGGUUAUGUUUUGCAAACAUGAAGAUGAGCCUGAGUGUUGGAUUAAGAAAAAGAUUAAGAGAUGGCUUUGUGGAGAUCUUCCGUUCAGGACUUCAUUACUCUGUACCUUCCUGUCACUACGGAAAUCAACCGUCUACCUAUGGGGUGAUGGCAGGUAUCAAGCCUGCAACUCCAGAGAUGCUAUCAGCAAGUCUCUCUCAGAGCCGCAUUUUACAGACAUGCAGCAUGCCACAUCCCAACAUAGUCAAUGGUGUCAGCACAUUGCAAAGCAGCCUGACUCCUUGCCUUUAUAAAUUCCCUGAGCACGCCCUGAGUGCCAGCUCCUGUGCCCUGGGCCACGGCUUCACACCCAUGCACCAGUCCCUUCUCGGCGACGAUCCCACAGCUGCAGACUUCAAGCAGGAAUUCCGCAGGAAAAGCAAGUCUGUUGAAGAGCCUAUUGACAUGGACUCCCCUGAAAUCAGGGAGCUGGAGAAAUUUGCUAAUGAAUUCAAACUGCGGAGAAUUAAGCUGGGUUAUACGCAAACCAAUGUUGGGGAAGCACUGGCUGCUGUGCAUGGCUCUGAAUUCAGCCAAACUACAAUUUGCCGGUUUGAAAACUUGCAGCUGAGUUUCAAGAACGCAUGCAAACUGAAAUCAAUACUGUCCAAGUGGCUGGAGGAAGCAGAGCAAGUGGGAGCUUUAUACAAUGAAAAAGUUGGAGUGAAUGAGCGGAAGAGGAAGCGCAGAACCACCAUAAGUAUUGCUGCCAAAGAAGCCCUAGAGAGGCACUUUGGAGAACAAAGUAAGCCUUCUUCUCAGGAAAUUAUGAGGAUGGCUGAGGGGCUCAAUCUUGAGAAAGAAGUUGUGAGAGUUUGGUUUUGCAACAGAAGACAAAGGGAAAAAAGAGUGAAGACAAGUUUGCAUCAGAACGCCUUUAGUUCUAUUAUCAAGGAGCAUCAUGAGUGCCGGUAAAUCUUUUUCAUGCAUAGUUGUGGAUUUCUAUUUUGCUUUUUGUAAAUAUUUCAAGUACUUUGCUGUUUAAAAAAUAAAAAUAAAAAUCAGUAAAUCACUUGAUUCCCUUACAAACUAGCCAGCUUCAGCUGCAGUGUAGUGCGGAAGACCUGAUUUUAAUGUAAAAGGUUGGGACCAAAUUAAAUGUUACAGCAUAUAUUUAAAGACUGGGAGGCCUCUGUUUAACUGCAAGGAACCUGUUAUGCAUUACACAACCGGAAAUGCUUUACAAGUUGCCCAGGUAGUUGCAGUUUCCCUGUACCGUGCCUUCCUUGCAUCUGUGCUACAUUUAAUGAUUAACAGAGAGCCCCAUGUAGGUAAUCUAAGCAUGAGGAAACAAAUCCUUUGCGUUACACAUGAAGAAAGGUUACAAAGCUUGGUAUCAGCCGCUGUUGUUUUGAAAUAAUUUUGCCUCUGCACAUUGAUGUAAUUGCUUUACCCUGCACCCCAUGGUAACUAGCUAAAUCUGUGAGACUGUGAGCCUGCAGUGUCCCGUCACCAGCAGUGAACACUGAGUUCAAUAAAUUGAACAUGAAAAAUAAGUUAGAACCUCGAGAAAGAGGAAAAGGUGAAUAAGUGACCUUAAACUUGUGGUGGUGGUGAUGUUGACUAUCUAGUUAUGGCCACAGAUAGAAAAUACCCACAGGAUCUUGUGGGACUGCCACUAGUUGUGAGCGAGCCAGGAAGGCAAGCAGUGGAGCGCCAGGUGAGGACAGAAGAGCUGCUUUUUGCUAAACUGGCUGAAAUCCAGGUACCAACUCACAGAAGCUGCACGCCUCAGACUGAACCAUUUCAGGUAACUUCCUUGUGUCUGUUCAGAGUGAAGACAUGAAAGAUGUGCCAUAAUUGCUGUUUUUAUUCAUGGUGCAAUAAGUUUACCAGUACCGAGGUGUCAACACAGCCCCUAACGCUUAAUGUACCACUUGACUGCCUUAAGCAGAUACCAACCAUAAAUGACCUUUUUCUUUAUGCUAGUUAUCAAAGGUAUUUCUUGCUAUUUGAUUGUGUGCCUUAAACUGUAUAGCUGUAUUUAGCUAUGAAAAUUGGGAAAUAAUUUAGAAACAAUUUACCUUACCUUAUGACUUUGUGGCUUGAGGGGGGGGAAAACUAGAGGAUUUUUUAUUAUUAUUUCUUAUUUUUUUUAGUGACUUUGUUUUUUUUUCUGCAUUGUAUUUUUUUUUUUUUUUCUGAUUAAAUCUUU